Ruditapes philippinarum (Manila clam) is the source of this 1401-nucleotide messenger RNA. RefSeq lists its product as uncharacterized. The record is from RefSeq and is a predicted model, not a curated record. The transcript has a single exon. The coding region runs from base 1 to 1401 and encodes 466 amino acids. Lineage: Eukaryota; Metazoa; Mollusca; Bivalvia; Venerida; Veneridae.
AUGUAUAAUUUAUUAGAUGUCGACUUUUUCACAUUAUUGCAAACUGAUAUUAAUGAUUUUCACUCACAGGGCAAAGUGUUUAUUAUUGGUGACUGGAACUCACGCACGGGCGAUCGUGCAGAUUAUAUUGUAUGUGAUCGAAACAUUGAUUUAAUUGUCGAUGCCAACUAUUUACCUGAUAUUCCCUUGUCACGUGACUCAGUUGAUAACGUUUGUAAUAUGUUUGGUUUAAAAUUAAUUGAGCUAUGUAAAUCUACGUGUUUACGGAUUGCUAACGGUCGAUUAUAUAAUAGUAAUGAUUUUACAUUUACUUGUCAUACAGGUUCAAGUGUUAUUGACUAUUUGUUAUUGUAUAAUAGUGACAUGUAUUGUGUAAACGAUUUUACAGUCCACCCUUUUUGUGAAUGGUCAGAUCAUGCCAAGUUAUCAUUUAACAUUUUAUGUAAAACAGCAAUAGAUGUAAUUGACGAUGUGCAUAUUAAGAGAACCCAUGUUAAGUGGAACCCUGAUCUAACGGAAAGUUUCCGUAGAGGUAUUAUAGGAAAACUGCCGGACUUUAAUCGGGUUGUCAAUAAUAUUGACAAUAAUAAUCCAAGUACUAUAGACGCUAGCAUUGUCAAUUUUACGUCAAUUAUGCGAGAAAUCGCUGAUCCGUUAUUUAGUAAAACUAUUAAUCGUGUACAACAUCCCUACAGUUAUAGUGACCAUAACCCACUUUGUAAACAAGCAGACUGGUUUGACCAGGACUGCCGCAAUGCGCGUAAUGCUUAUAUAAACGCAUUAAACAAUUUUUAUCGGGUAAAAUGUGUAGAAACACGUCAUGAUAUGUGUACGAAAAAAACAAUUUAUAAACGACUUAUUCGAAAGAAAAAGCGUGCGUUCGAAGCAGCGAAAUGCCGUCAAAUUGUAAAUUUACGUUCUUCUAAGCCCAAAGACUUCUGGCGCUUGUUUAACAAAAAGAAAAAUAAUCCUGCGCGUUCUAUCGAUUUGGAUGAUUUUUUUAACUAUUUUUCGUCGUUGCAGGAAGAUCUUGUAUCUGAGAAUGAUCUAGAAACUGAUACAUUCUGUAAUGAUCACGAUUUUAACGAUACGUCAUGUACUUUCGCUGAACUGGAUUGUCCUAUUACAGUUGCUGAAGUUGAGUUUGCAAUUCGCGGGUUAAAAACUAAUAAAUCGUGUGCGGGUGACAACUUAAUAAAUGAGUAUUUUAUACAAACUGUUGAUAUUUUGAAGUGUUAUCUGGUCGAUAUUUUUAAUGCAAUAUUAAAUACUGGUCAUUUUCCUGCACAGUGGACAAAGGGUAUUUUAGUACCGUUAUUUAAGAAAAAUGAUCCUUCUGACGUAAACAAUUACAGAGGAAUCACUCUAGUAAGCUGUUUUUCUAACUCUUUACGAGCGUAG